This is a messenger RNA of Cajanus cajan (pigeon pea), 710 nucleotides long. The record is from RefSeq and is a predicted model, not a curated record. NCBI's taxonomy places the organism in Eukaryota, Viridiplantae, Streptophyta, Magnoliopsida, Fabales, Fabaceae.
AUGGUUGUGAACCAUCAAUUUUGGAAAGAUGUAGUUGGGCUUGCCUUUAUUGGAGAAAGGCCUAUUGCCCUGAGCCUUUCUAUAUUCACAAAAAAAGGUACAACGAUUCUGAGUGCUAUCAAGAACACAGUUGACAAAGACACCGAGGUGGUCUACAAGGAGAACCCAAGUUUAGAGUAUGUAAAGUCAAACAACUUUUCCUAUGCCAUUGUGGCAGUUGGAGAGACACCAUAUGCUGAAACAAAUGGUGAUAGCAUGAAUUUGACAAUCUCUGGAAAAGGGGCAGACACCAUAAACAAUGUGUGUGGAGGAGUCAAAUGUGUGACUGUGAUCAUCUCUGGUCGUCCUGUGGUUAUACAGCCAUAUGUUGAUGUGAUGGAAGCACUUGUUGCUGCAUGGCUUCCAGGUUCUGAGGGACAUGGUGUCACUGACGUGUUGUUUGGUGACUAUGGUUUCAGUGGCAAGCUUCCAAGGACAUGGUUCAAAACCGUUGAUCAGUUGCCAAUGAAUGUUGGAGAUUCUCACUAUGACCCCCUUUACCCAUUUGGAUUUGGGCUUGAAACCAAACCCCACAAAGCCAAUUAGGAACUAAAAAUAGUGGCUUUAUUUGUCUUCAUCUUACUCUCCAGCACCCAAGUAGUAUAACAGUCCAGACAUAGAGAGAAUGAGAGGGAUUUAAAGAUUUGUACAUGAUUCUAUUAUCUAUAAUA